AAUUCUGCUAAGAACUUGAGGUUGGUGUGACUUUUUCCCACGAGAAAAAGUAAAACAGUGUGCAGUGAUAACAACCUUAUCAGUGGGAUUAUAAAUAGUACGUCGCAAUUAUAUAUUGACAGACGAUAGAUUGUGACCGAGAACUCGCGACUUGGGAAGCUCAAUCAGUUGGGCAAGUGCUGUGCGAGUGAUGUUACUUGUCGGGAAGUUGUGCGGGAGUUUCUGGGCUAAAUCCCACCUGGUGACCAAGGGAUACCCCAGUGUCUCUACAUGGUCACCCCUAGCCACUGCUUUCAACACCAAGCCCCAUCCUAAGCUCAACUUUACCAAAAAUGACACAGGAUUAUUUGGCAUUGGAGCACUUACGAAUCCAGAAGGGUUCUACUUGCUGCGAGACAAUGCUAUCCACCGAACAGAUACGUUAAUUGAAGAAGCCACAAGUGGCCAGAGAAAGAGAAAAAUGGUCGAGAUUUUUGAUGAGCUCUCAGACACUCUCUGCAAAGUCGCAGAUCUGGCUGAAUUUGUAAGGCUCUCCCAUCCCCAUCUAAAAUUCCUCCAUGCAGCUGAAGAUGCCUGUAUCAGUAUCAGUGGGGUUGUUGAGAAAUUAAAUACUGACAGGGAACUUUAUCGGGUGCUAAAGGCUGUUGUGGAUUCCGGGGAUAUUUUUCCCACUACACUCGUGGAUGAUCACGUGGCUGAACUGUUUCUCUUUGACUUUGAGCAGUCGGGGAUUCAUUUGGAGGAGAACCUAAGGCGUCGUGUAGUCCAUCUAAAUGAGUGUAUCCUGCAAAUGGGUCAGAGGUUCAUGGCAGGAGCUAUAACGCCUCGAGUUGUGAACAAGGAGGUCCUCCCGGAAAAUAUUCGGCACUUCUUCAGUCGCAAAGGUGACAAAAUCGAAGUGUCCAGUUUAUUUGCAGAAUCCACAAAUGCUCUAGCCAGAGAAGCAGCCUUUAGACUCUUCCUGUACCCGGACAAGGGACAAGAUCAACUCCUUACGGAUAUUCUGAAAGCCAGGCAUGAACUAGCGACUGUCUGUGGCUUUCCCAGUUACGCUCAUCGAGCUCUCAAAUCCAGCACAGUUGAACGACCGGAUGUUGUCAAGGAAUUCCUAGAAAUCCUCACGGAUGGACUAAGACCAAGGGCUGAAGAGGAUUUCAAGCAAAUGGCACAAAUGAAACGCCAAGAAAAUCAGGUAAGAACUGAUUUAGCAGCAUGGGAUACUCCGUACUACACGGCGAAGCUAAAGAAGGAGCUGCUACAGGUGAAUGCCAAAGAGUUCGCGCCCUACUUCAGCCUUGGCGCGUGCAUGGAAGGUCUCAAUACCGUCACCAUGAACCUGUACGGAAUUCACCUAGAAAACACUGAGAUGGAGCCCGGAGAGGCGUGGAAUGGGGAUAUCUAUAAAUUGGCCGUUGUGCAUGAGACUGAAGGCAUUCUCGGCUACAUCUACUGUGAUUUCUUCGAGCGCCAUGGGAAGCCCAAUCAAGACUGCCAUUUUACAAUUCAAGGUGGCAAAAGGCUUCCGGAUGGCAGUUAUCAGCCGCCAAUUGUGGUGAUUAUGCUCAAUUUGCAGCAGUCCAGAUGGUCAGGACCAACUCUCCUGACACCCUCAAUGGUGGACAAUUUGUUCCACGAGAUGGGACAUGCGAUGCACUCAAUGCUGGCCAGAACGGAGUAUCAGCAUGUCACUGGCACGAGAUGCAGUACUGACUUUGCUGAGAUUCCAUCUGUACUCAUGGAGUACUUUGCAGCUGAUCCGAGGGUACUGGCUACUUUUGCCAGGCACUAUCAGACCCAAGAACCAAUGCCACAAGACAUGCUCAAUCGAUUGUGCGCAUCAAAGUUCCUCUUCACAGCAUCCGAGACGCAAUUGCAGGUUUUCUACUCGGCGCUGGAUCAAGCCUAUCACAGUGAAGCCAGUGUUCACGGUUCCUCUACCACCGAUACUCUCCGUGAACUCCAGGGACGCUACUAUGGUCUUCCUUAUGUGGAAUCCACAGCCUGGCAGUUGCGUUUCUCUCAUCUGAUUGGCUACGGAGCCAAAUACUACUCUUACCUGGUGUCUCGAGCUGUGGCAUCUAGCAUCUGGCAGACCUACUUUGCUCGUGAUCCUCUGAACCGGACACAGGGUGAAAAGUACCGCCAGGAAUUUCUGUCCUUUGGCGGAGGAGUGCCCAGUCGACAGUUGGUCAGCAAUUUUCUCCACAACGAAGUGACACCCAAGACGCUAGCACAGAAUCUCAUAGAGGAAAUUGACGCCAAUAGUGACAAGAUUAGGCGAUUAACGGAGAGAUAGGAGACUAGAAAUCCAUAAGUCAGUGUUUUAAGUCUAGGUCUGUGUUUUAUUAUCAAAAAAAAAAUAGGAAAAUGGAGGGGAGGGCAAGGAGCUUGAAAUGCGGAGAAGGGUGAAUAUUCUACAAUUCUUAUUUUUUUUUAUCAUAAUUCAUUGGCCAAAAAACAAAACAAAAGGAAAAAAAACCUGAAAUUCAUCCCACAGGAAAAUCUUCAAUCACUUGUGGCAACUUAUUUACAUCCCUCUCUCUCUCUUUCUCUUUCUUAUAUCAAAUUUCUCUGUAAAUAUAGUUUUUAAAUAAAUUGAUAGACAUCCAA
This is a messenger RNA of Phlebotomus papatasi, 2610 nucleotides long. Its product is annotated as mitochondrial intermediate peptidase. The transcript is spliced from 4 exons. Gene Ontology annotation, biological process: peptide metabolic process. NCBI's taxonomy places the organism in Eukaryota, Metazoa, Arthropoda, Insecta, Diptera, Psychodidae. Gene Ontology annotation, cellular component: mitochondrion. Gene Ontology annotation, molecular function: metalloendopeptidase activity. The record is from RefSeq and is a predicted model, not a curated record. The coding region runs from base 191 to 2296 and encodes 701 amino acids.